AAAAGAGAGCAGUAGCCCAGCCCUAGAAGGGAUGGAGAGACAGAGAGAGAGAAAGAGAGAGCCAGAGCGAGAGCAAUUAUACAGUGUAAAAUCCAUGCGAAUUCAGCUUUAGUUGUAGUGCAGCAUCCAGAUCAGCAGGCUCCUUCACCGCUGGGGAACAACCCGCCUUUUGUGUUCCCCCUCCCCGCUGCAGUGGGGGAGUGCAUUUACCGUCGCGCCCAAGGGGAGAAGCCUAGAAGUAUCCUCCAAUCAGCCGUUAGUGAUUUCUCUAAUCUUGUGGCGCUGCUGAUGGUGAUUUAUCACUGACCUGAGACAAGCGCUGCACUCUGCUAACACCCCAACCACCUGGAAUACUCCACCAUGGUUUUUUAUUUCUUUUCUUAAACACAAAUACCCUCCUGUGGAUUUUUCAAAUAGAAUGACCAGAGGACAAAAGGAGGAUUAAAAUGGACUGCCAUUCUUGAAUUUCCUUUUUCUUCCUGCUGCAGAUUGAAGAUGGACUAACUUUUAUGGGUGCAUUUGUGCCACAUGAGAACCUCCUUUCAUACUGAAUGCUUUGAUAGAAGAAUUUAGGCAUUUUUUUCUGAAUUAUUUGUCAUAUUUCAUAUCAGAUUUUAUUCUGAAAGCACGGCAGGCAGGGUGACGAUUGUAGACAGUCCACUGCAAUAAUCAUGUCAGACUGAUACUCAGGUACAUAGAGGUAUAUAGGGAUGGAAAAGAGAUGGCGAUGGAGAGAGGGGGGGGGGACAGUUGGAGCACACCUGCCUGCUGAACAUGUCUGACACCUCGCUGUAGCUUGAUUAGUACCUGAUCUCCAGACUAUCAGGUUGUCUUUUCCCAAGCUAUCGUGCCUUUCACUGAGUGGAGAUUGCUUCCCUGUGUGCUCUUGUGUAUGAGUAUAUAACCGUGAGUGAGUAAGUGUGUUUGUGUGUGUGUGUGUGGUUUGUGCUAGGAGCCAGAGUUUGGGAUUACAUUGCCUCUGGAAAGGAUACAGGUGUAGUGGAGCCUUGAAUGAGGAUUAGCUGCUCUAACACCUUGUCGCUGGCAGCACACAGGGUGGUGGACCUUUCAGACAAGACUCUUAAGUCUCACUGGAGGGUUAAAGAUAAAGGUUUAACCAACGCGAUGAGACUCCGAGGGCGAGGACGGGGACGGGAAGACAGUUGAGAAAGCUAUAUUGGGAUUUUGUCACAUUUCUAAUUCGGGCACUUUGAUUGAGGCUGAUCCUAAAGCGAGUGGGAGUUCCAUAUUAAUAGACUUAGGACAAUAAUAGCAACUGGUCAAGGACAAGUAAACUAAGUUAGAAAUUAGAGAAUGUGAUUGUAUAUCCACAGACUGGUAAAAAAACUGCCUAAAUGCAUGAAAUCAUUGGAUAUGUAAAAAACAAACAUCUAUGGUACUUAUGAUGAACAAUCUUGAUUUCCCCCAAUAACCUAGCAAGCACCAAAUCCAAUUGAUCCAAGAGUUGGUUUGAUAUUGAUUUCUCUACACAGUCAGGAUAGUCUUGUCUGAUCUCUGCUUGAGAAGUCAUUAAUUUAAUUGUAAUCCGCUCUCAACCUAGAGUAGUCGGUGCCGAGUACGCUGUAGCAUACAGAAUCAAUGGUCUAACAUUUGCCAUCAUAUCUGACAACAGACCAGAGAACCUGCUGCAGUCUACUUUAACAACCUCACAGUUUCGGCGGCACGUGUUGUUUACGUGUCUUGUGUUAUUUGGAGAGACAGUAUGAAAAAUGCUCUGUGUUCUUUUGACAGUUACAGAAGAUUUGGCAGCUUGUGUGCUUGUAGUUGAAAGAAGCGUGAGUUGUUGCCUGUCUCGAUGUGUGUGCAGGUGGGCAUGUUCUUCGGGCUUGUUUCCCUAGCGUACAGCUUAUCUUAGCACAGCAAAGGCUCAGAGAACCUGGCUAAUGGUGUAAUAUGCAUCACUCAACUUGCUUCACGUAAAAGUUAAAUUAGGAAAUACCUUUGACAGUGGAUUGAUCCUGAAGUGGAGGACGAGAGCAGGGCAGUCCUGACAGGGCUUUAUCUUUAAGUCUUAUUUAUCUUUAAGUUAUCUGUGGCCACACUCAGCAAUCCUUCAGCAAUCUGGGAAAGCAGAGCAGGUGGGAAACCUUCUGUGGGAGUGACAAGAAAAAAAAGCAGGAUUGAGGAAUGUUAUUUGACAGCUUUGUUGUUAGAAUAUACACCGUUCAAAGAGCAUUGCUGAAAGUGUGCUGUUUGGAGGUUUAGUGCUACGAAAGGGAAAAACCUGUGGAACAGCGUGGGGUAGUGUAGUGAGAGUUCUGCUCUACUCGGCAGAUUUCAACACUGAAAAACAAACCAGGCAGGGUGCUGCAUUAUCACCUUUGACAUGUCACUAGAUCAGCAUUGAUUUGUCUGCAACAACUGCCUAAUCAAUUAAAUGACAAGCACAAAACCAGCAGGACUCUUAAAAACAUCUUUUUCGCCACACCCAAGAUUACAAGUGAAACUGGAUGAUCCACAACAAGCACACGAACUUAAACAAGCAACCUUUUCGCCUGCGAUGGAGACAGAAACACACACAUGGUCUCGCGGCUCUGAAACUAUCGCCACAUUUGAAUUUCCGCUGGAUUAUAACACUUGAAUUGUGAACAAGAAGAGGAGAACAGUGACGCAGCCGAACAAACUGUCCAUCUGCCCCCGGCAGGCAUGUGUUGUGUGUUACUCUGAGGAGGAGUGGAGUAGAAUAGCACAAGCCUGCGAAUGAGGGUGGGGCUCUCCUACUGCCACAGACAAAGACUUUGAUAAAGAGAGUCCUGGUGUGAGAAUUGGUCAAGUGGGGCAGUUUUGGACCUGCACAGUCCGGCACCGUGUCAAAAGUCACAAUGGGGUGUAACAUGUGCGUGGUCCAAAAGCCUGAGGAACAAUACAAGGUCAUGUUCCAGAAGGGUCACAUGAACAACAUGUUGUGCUCGUUCGACGCUGACGGUCGAUUAAAGGUGAAUGGAAAGGAUCUGUCCUGCCUUUCCGGGGAUCCCACCCUGGACAUACGGGACCCCGUGCUGUCCAACAUACUGAGGCGGGGGCCCCGCAAACGCGCAGGCCUAGCGGGAGCCCCUGGAGGGUUAGUGCCAGUGACCAUGGGCAUGGCCGACUGUGUGGACAGCUGCACCCAAACGGACAUCAGCUUCCAACAUAUGUUGACUCUGGGCAAGAGCAGCCAGCACCCCUGUGGAGCUCCACCCCCACCCGACCCGCCGCCGUCGCCUCCACUGCCGCCCUUACUGGAGCCAUAUCUACUCAAUGAACUCUUUAUAGAGCCUGUAUACUACGACCCCACUGACUACUUUGAUAUCACCCAUCAUGAAGUGGACAGGCAGGAUGAGCUGGAAUAUGAGGAGGUGGAGCUGUAUAAGUCUCGUCAGCAGGACAAACUCGGCCUGACAGUGUGUUACAGAACCGAUGAGGAGGAGGACCUGGGAAUAUAUGUGGGAGAGGUGAACCCAAACAGUAUAGCUGCAAUUGAUGGACGCAUUCGCAAGGGAGACAGAAUACUGCAGAUAAAUGGAGUGGACAUCCAGGACAGAGAGGAGGCAGUAGCUAUUCUCACCAGAGAGGACAGCACUAAUGUCUCUCUGCUCCUCGCACGACCUGAGAUAGAGAAUGACAACCAGCUGGACCCAGAUGAGUUGGAGUUGGAGCCACUGGACAACGCUGUUCAUCUGUCCAGCAGCCACAGAGUGUGGAACGGAACCUCCGUCCUGGGUGCUCGACCAGGCAGCGUUACUGGUGGGGGUGUACUCGGCAGCAAUGGUCGCUCCAUGAACAGGGAUUCACCGGAUUUGCUCAAGACGGUGCUGAGCAACAGCCAGGAGCUGGACAGCGGGGUGGGCCGUACAGAUGAAAGCACCCGCUAUGAGGAGUCUUCAGAACAUGACCUUCUGGGAGACGACCACACCAGUGCCUCCAAUACCAACGCCACCAACACGCCUGGCAGCAUGCGCAAGUUCCUGUCCAGCAGAGGGGACACUCCGCCCUUGCUGCACUCCCAGGACCUCCAGUUCAGCACGGACUCUCUCUUAGGGCUGGACUGUGUUUAUGGAGGAGGGCUGGAACAGGUGGAGCGAUUGGAGAGGGCCUACGCGGCAGAUCCUUUGAGGAUGAUGAUGAUGCCUGGGCUGACUGAGGAGGAGUGUGAGAGGUACAAAGAGCUCCUGGAAAUCAAGUGUUACUAUGAGAAGAACAGUAAAGCUCUGAUGCUGCUGGAAGGUCAGGGGCCAGCAGAAGACGAAGGCGGUGUCUCACUGGAUGUUAACAGGAAUGAGAGCUUGACGCAGCAUGAGAUGGCCCUUCUGGAAGAAGAACUACGCCACUUGGAGUUCAAGUGUCGCAACAUCCUGAGGGCACAAAAGAUGCAGCAGCUGAGGGAGCGUUGUCUGAAGGCGUGGCCUCUCGAGGAGAAAAAUGGAGCAAGUGCAGGGGCUGGAGUAGGAGCUGGACGCUUGGACAUAAGUGGCACUUUGGUCAGUGAGGAUUCCUGUCACCACGCUUUGUCAGAUAUCAAUGAGCUCCCAGAAAGGGAGCGCUCAGAUAAGGACAGCACGAGUGCCUACAACACCGGAGGGGAAAGUUGCAGGAGCACCCCUCUGGUCAAUGAACAGUAUCCUUCACCCUCUUCACAGAGCCUGGAGGGAGGAGAACCCUUUCUCCCAGCAGGUAUGCCGCUACCAACCUCCACAAGACAGAGAGAGAGAGGGACCCGGGCCGAAAGAGGGGACAGGACGCAAGCAAAUCUCAACCAACCCUACUCUCCCCACAGUCACAGGAGACGAGCCGAAGCGAAGACAUCCAGCCCCGCAGCUAAGGUUAGGUCCCUGUCUCGGGACAGAGGAACCCGGCGGGGCUCAGACGGAGAGGUGAGACGUAACCCCAGAGCCAAUGGGACAGCCGAGAGGGCCGGGGGAUACAGUGCGGACAACAGCCCGUACCUGUCCCGCCGUCAGACUGACACAAAGCCGCCGCAGCACUACCUGAGCUGCAUGCAGCUUAGGUCUCCCUCCACCACUGAGCGGCUUGGUGGACUCAGAGAUACAGCCAGAGAGGGCAGCAUGGAGACUUGGGGCGACACCAGCCCAAUGAGCUUGGGCAGCACAUGUAAAGAUGUUGCCCAAGCCCCAGGAGCUGUACCUAUGUCCCCUCCAUUGCUGCCGGCGUCCCCUCGUAUGGAGUGGAAGGUGAAGAUCCGCAGCGACGGCUCUCGCUACGUGGCCAAGCGCCCUGUGAGGGAUCGCCUCCUGAAAGCACGGGCCAUGAAGAUCAGAGAGGAGCGCAGCGGCAUGACGACGGACGACGAUGCUGUGAGUGAAAUGAAGAUGGGCCGUUACUGGAGCAAAGAGGAGCGCAAGCAGCAGCUGCUGAAGGCCCGAGAGCAGCGGCGUCGCAGGGAGUUCAUGAUGCAGAGCCGUCUCGACUGUUUGAGGGAGGAGCGGGAGCAGGGUGGCAGCGGUGGAGGACAGCAGGGGACCACGCAGCAGCAGGAACCCACCUCCAUCCUGGAGCUGUGCCACCGGAGGAGCAUGAAGAAGCGGAGUCGCCGAAUCCUGGACAACUGGAUCACUAUACAAGAGCUACUGGCCCAUGGGACCAGGUCUGCUGAUGGGAAGAAAGUAUAUAACCCCCUGCUGUCCGUCACCACAGUCUGAGAUGAGAUGGGAAGCGGAGAGUUGGGGAGAGAUAAGAAAUUGUUAAUAUAUAUAGGAUAAUCAAGAGAUGCUUUAGCACACCUUGGCACAAGUAUUUGUCAGCUGGGAUGCUGCAACACUCUGAAACACAAAGUCCAUGAUGGUUUUAUACCUUAGGCACCAAGCUAAAAUGUUAAGAUUAGAGAAAAGCUCAUGAGACUGCCAUGGUUUGUCUAACAGUAUGGCCCUGAACAACAAGACAAAGCAUACAUUUACAAAAUUGUUGAAUUGAUUUCAGAAAUGCAUUCCAAAAUCAGAAAUGCAGUCAUACAUGUCACAAAUAUACUGCAGUAUAUUUUAAAUACACUGAAUCCCCUCUUUCACAUCCUCUGGUUGAAUGGACCUAAACCUGUCAUUUCCAUAAUGCUUUACCCCUGACGUCUUUUACAGAAACCUGCACCAGCUUGUCCGAUUUAAAAAUCCGACGUCAGUCAAUGCACAAGAUUAAAAAAGAAAGAUAGAACUGUGUGUAGCAUUUUUAAAAUAAUACAAUUCAGAGGGAGUCCAUUUAGAAAUGCAUCACCACCAGAGAUCUGUCUUCUUACAUACAGGAGAGGUGGCAUGGCACCACCUGCUGUUUAGCCAUUAAGGGACUGGUGCACAAUAGAAAUCUUUGCAGGCCUCUUCAUUUUUAUAAAAAGGACAAAAAAAGUGGGGCUAAGAACCACGCAGCUGUGAACACAUUAUGAAAAAAGCCACUUCUGUGCCAUAAAACUGGAUAUUUAGUGCCCAUAAUGGACUUUUGUUGAAGGAAAUUUUCCAAAACGAUGUGCCAGUUAAUGUAGUGACGACAUUGUUUUUGUUGCGUUCUUGUGGUGAUCAUGUACAAAUGCGCCUUUGUUUUGAUAGAGGAAAUGCAACAUCAUGCUCAGACCACAGCCGCUUUUUUUUUUUUUUUGAUAACGAGAAGCUGAGCGGUGCCUUCCUUUCAGCCAGACUUGACUGUAUAGCACAAUACAAAAAGGCUGAGCUACUGUAGCUGACAAGUUAAACACUAAAGCACAGAGCCACGGACGGCUUCAUGUUUUACGAAGAAGGGCACGGUGUGCAUUUUGUCGUAUAAAAGCACAGAAACAAUUUGAUGUGGUUUCAUUCAGAAAUGAAUGAAAUCUCAUCAAAUGAUCUUUUCUCUGUUUGCUAUUUCAAAAUACUUUCUCUGGACCGAGUUUUGGCCAGUAUGCAAUAUCAUUUAUUUGAAUGUUGAUUGUGAACAAGGCUAUUUCAUGGCAAAUUAAGAUAAUUCUUAGCCACAAAAGAAUCCCUGUUAAUUGGGUCUGCAGCUAACAUGGGGGUUUCUAUUAAUUUCCUGUCAGAUGUCACUCCCAAACUUGAUUCAGAGGUUUUCACUUGUUUUAUUUGUUCUCAGAACAAUUAUCCAGCUAAAAUACCUAGAACGACAAGGACAGCCAAGAAAAGGGUGUUGAUAAAAUUUUGUGAACAAAAGCAGAUUCCACCUUUGGCUUACAUGCAUGUUUGAUAUUGAGGCAGAAAUUCCCCCCCCCCCCCCCCCCCAUAUACUUUACAACUCCUUUUAACAUACUGUAUUUGUGGAUGUGUCUAUGAACUUGAUUAAAACUCUAGCAUAGUUAAAGAAAACAUGGUGUACUUGUUCAGUAUUGUGAUGUCUGUUCUGUGUCUGCCAUUUUACAGUAAAAGCUUUUCUUAAUAAA
Etheostoma spectabile (orangethroat darter) is the source of this 7369-nucleotide messenger RNA. RefSeq names its product PDZ domain-containing protein 4-like. Gene Ontology annotation, molecular function: protein binding. The record is from RefSeq and is a predicted model, not a curated record. Lineage: Eukaryota; Metazoa; Chordata; Actinopteri; Perciformes; Percidae.